UGAGGCGUUUUAUAAACCGUCGUGGAGCACCGAUUGAAAUCCAUAGCGAUAGAGGCACCAAUUUCGUGGGGACCAACAACGAGCUGCGCAGAGAGAUGUCGAAGAUUGAUGACCAAUUGGCAGAAGUUUUCAGUAACGCUCAUACCAAGUGGGUAUUCAAUCCGCCCGGAACUCCACACAUGGGCGGAUCGUGGGAGAGACUAGUGAGAUCAGUGAAAAUAGCACUGGCUGCCAUGUACACUACUAGAACUCCGAACGAAGAAACACUCAUUACGCUGGUAGUUGAGGCCGAAUGCGUGGUGAAUUCACGACCAUUGACAUUCAUUCCGUUGGAGGUAGAACAGCAGGAAGCUCUAACUCCCAAUCACUUUUUGCUCCUGAGCUCUAGCGGCGUGGUUCAACGACCACAAGCAUUGGCGGAGUCUGAAUCUGCCUGUAGAAGUAAUUGGAAUCUGGGACGGGUGAUGUUGGACCAAUUUUGGCGUAGAUGGGUCCGGGAAUACCUUCCCACUCUUACGCGCCGAUCCAAGUGGUUCGAUGACGUGAAGCCCAUUUGCAUUGGUGAUCUGGUGAUCGUGGUCGAAGAUGGCAUCCGGAAUGGUUGGACACGAGGACGGGUACUGGAGGUCAUCGCUGGCCAAGACGGCCGAAUUCGACAAGCCAUGGUGCAGACAGCCUCGGGUCUAGUACGGCGACCAGUAGCUAAGCUGGCGCGAUUGGAUUUAAAGCAGAGUAAAACUGGUCUUGAGGUCUCUGACCAGUCUUACGGGUCGGGGAAAUGUAACCGAGAUUUACACUAACUACGGUUCGAGAAUUGUAAGCCCCUUGGUCGUAGCGGAACGCGAUUACGAUGCGUUUUAUCUGUCAACGCAUGACGGAGCGCAAUAUGAGAAAACAAAGAAAGUCUCAUUCUAUAGCACGAGGUAGUGAACUGAGUACGCAAAAAUAUUAAAAUUAUACAUUGGCUAAAAUAUUAGUGUACAUUUAUCACGAUUUUCCAAGUGAGUCAUUAUAUCGCAAGUUAAAUUAUUGAAUUUAAAUUGAAACAUAUCUAUAUAAUGAAUUACAGAAUAUUUAUAUUUAUAUUAAUUCAUAUUGAUUUGUGGAUAUAACCUAAAAGGGAGGAUAGUAUUAAUCUUUUAGCACUAUUAUCACCAAGAACGC
Molecule: messenger RNA, 1164 nt
Organism: Toxorhynchites rutilus septentrionalis
Lineage: Eukaryota; Metazoa; Arthropoda; Insecta; Diptera; Culicidae
Exons: 2
Coding region: 96-800 (234 amino acids)
Molecular function (GO): nucleic acid binding
Source: RefSeq, a predicted model, not a curated record